Molecule: messenger RNA, 549 nt
Organism: Bathycoccus prasinos
Lineage: Eukaryota; Viridiplantae; Chlorophyta; Mamiellophyceae; Mamiellales; Bathycoccaceae
Exons: 1
Coding region: 1-549 (182 amino acids)
Source: RefSeq, a predicted model, not a curated record
AUGGAGACUUUGUUCGGCGGCGACGGGUGGAACAAAGGUCGAACCCGACCGCCGGCGAAGGACCGUUUGUUGGCUAUUCUGCCGUAUUUAAUCCCUAUGAUGGGUUGCAUCGCUUUCACCAACGACGGGUUUGAGUUCUUCCCGUUAACUUUGCAGUUUCUGGACUUUUUCACGGCGCCGAUGAUGAUUUUCUACUCCAACGGGUUCAUUCCGUUUUGCACGUUUUUCGGUUUGUUCUUAGCCGUCGUGAGGAACCCGAAAGUGCCGCACUUUAUUCGAUACAACACCAUGCAAGCUAUCAUGUUGGAUAUUUGCAUCAUGCUCGCCGGUUUAAUCAUGCAAUACUUACCCCUCUUCCUCGCGGUCACCUUCUUUGGUGCUUUGGUAGAAAUCUUAGCUUUUGCCAACGGCACGUACGCUAUUUUGUACUCCGUUUGGAACGCCGUGCAAGGCUUGUACCCGGAAAUCCCAAUCAUCACCGAAGCGGUGUACGCGCAAGUCACGGAAAGUAUUCAAAACCCGGACGAUUUUGGUGAGGAUGAAGAUUAA